CAAGCGCCAAUGGCCUCCAAAAUGCAAACCAACAAGUCCCAGGCUUCUCAUCAGGCUGACUGACUGGUGGACAGUCGACCUCCAGAGGAACAUUUUUCAAACGUUUCAAGACUUUGCAUGUCCCCCAUAGGAUUGGCGAUCAAUCAACACUUAAUUGUGGUGUAUCACAAGUACCGGCCAUCGAUGCCCAGUAUGAGUUCACCAUGUUCGCCAAUUCCACCUCCACGAGCGGCUUACAUACCAAGCAACAACACCGUAGACGUGUCAGGACACAAAACCACCAUCCAACUGCCGUGGUUCAAGGCUUCAUUAACGCAAGGGACCGAGUUAGUCAUGAGCUUCCAUUAAUUGAACAUCGCCUACACCCCGCAGAGUCCGUACCAGGAGUUGCCGAGCAGCGACAGUCCCCCACUGGAACCUCUGACCACCCAGCCAGGACAAAAGAGUCGCCAGAGACUUCCCAUAUAGCAGUGCCUUCUUCAGUCACUGAAGGACUUGCCGGUCUCAAGAAAAGAGGCGGUCGAUCGAAAACUACGAGAAAGGUACCCGGUCCGCCACGUCCAGUCGUGCAACGUAGGAACGAAAUAAAUGAAGUUCUUAAGCCACUUUUCUCCAGCGCCCCGUUCAUUCUGAUCUGCGAGGGAAAUGAACAGGAUGCCUUGAUCUCUCCGGUCAGAUUACCAAAUGAAUUGGAUUUAGUCAGCUUGUGGGCUACUCUGUCUGGAGUUGCGCGGCAGCGUGCUUGGGGAUGGAAACGACUGCUAGGCCCCGAGAGACUUGAGCUAGUCAAUCUGAGAAUCGUCGACCGGCACGCUCGUAGACCAGGUGCAUUCCGGGGACAGUUCCAGAUCGUCAACAUUGCCAAGAGAAUCGAGGAGCUCGAACAGAUAAUCAGCAAGUAUGAUUAUUACAUGACUGAGCCAUCGAAUCCCGACGCGAGCGAGUACUGUUGCUACCAUGACCUAGAAUUAGACAGUGUCAUGCAUGGCCCCAAGAUCUGCGAAGGGGAAUGCGGAGAUGACUACACAGGACCCAAACACAGCUGUUGCGAUAUUCAAACGCAUGUGGACAGGUUGACAGAGCUUUCAAAGCUCAAGAUGGCCUCAGCCUGGCACAUGAUCCUGGCCUAUCCAGAGCUAGCCGCGGGAAAUGAUUUGCUUUACGAUAAAUGGAUCUAUUCCUCCAAAGACGUCAUACCACCUAUGAAAUCUGCCCUGUUCUGGGCAGUGGCAGAAAUUGAGUUCAUCGGCUUCCGCAUCGUGGAAUGGCCCUACAUCAGCUUAAGCACACUAUCUAUGACUGUUACGGUAGGAAGCACAGUGGUUUUCGGGCUAUUUGCCAUCCUUUCCCAAGCCAUAUAUCGUGACUGGGGAGUCGCUUAUACGGCAGGUGCCUCUUUCGUCGCCUUGGCUGGGGUGUUGACUACCUGGAUCGCUUGGACAUCGACAGGGUGA
Colletotrichum godetiae is the source of this 1454-nucleotide messenger RNA. RefSeq lists its product as uncharacterized. The transcript is spliced from 4 exons. The coding region runs from base 204 to 1454 and encodes 416 amino acids. The record is from RefSeq and is a predicted model, not a curated record. NCBI's taxonomy places the organism in Eukaryota, Fungi, Ascomycota, Sordariomycetes, Glomerellales, Glomerellaceae.